Molecule: messenger RNA, 1815 nt
Organism: Didymosphaeria variabile
Lineage: Eukaryota; Fungi; Ascomycota; Dothideomycetes; Pleosporales; Didymosphaeriaceae
Exons: 4
Coding region: 1-1815 (604 amino acids)
Molecular function (GO): ADP binding
Source: RefSeq, a predicted model, not a curated record
AUGAUACGCCUCCUCAAGUGCAUCUCAGGCGACGACAGCUUCGAGCUAGCCUCUUUUGACGAUGACCUCGCUCCUCCGUACGCUAUACUCUCGCACACCUGGAUAGAAGGCCAGGAAGUCACAUACAGUGAACUACUGGCGGGUUCAGGCGCGAACAAAGACGGCUACAAAAAAAUUCGCUUUUGCGGCGAGCAAGCCACAGCAGAUAACCUUAAGUACUUCUGGAUCGACACCUGCUGCAUCGACAAGUCCAACAGCGUCGAACUAAGCACAGCAAUCAACUCUAUGUUCCGCUGGUAUCAGCACGCAGACAAGUGUUAUGUAUACCUAUCAGACGUCUUAGUUCCCCAGCAAAUCUGCGAUGCUCAGGCCUCGCACGCAUCGUGGGAAUCAGCGUUCAGGCAGAGCAGAUGGUUUACCCGAGAACUGCUUGCGCCUACCACCAUCAAGUUCUUUUCGGUCGAUGGUAAGCUGUUAGGCAGCAAGGCUUCGCUUGAACAUGAGAUACAUGAUAUUACCGGAAUUCCUAUUAGUGCAUUGCGUGGCCAGAAACUCGUUGAUUUCAGCGUUGCCGAGCGAAUGAAUUGGGUAGCGAAACGUACCACGAAAUGGAAGGAAGAUAAAAUUUACUGCCUUCUAGGAAUUUUUGGCGUUUUCUUGCCCCUCAACUACGGUGAGGGGGAAGAAUAUGCAACUCAGCGGUUGCAGGAUGAGAUACAGAAGCGCCGGUAUAGAAGGACACAGAAACAUCCACAGGAAAUGCCUGUGUCCUCAUCGCUUCCGUUCACCCGAAAUGAGCUCUUUGUGGGCCGAGAGAGUCAGCUUCAGGCGAUCGAAGAAAUCAUCCUCUCACGCGACACACACCAACGCAUGGCAAUCUAUGGACUGGGCGGCUGUGGGAAAUCAGCGCUGGCGCUCGAGUUCGCCUACCGCGCAUUAGCGACGAAUGCCAAACGUGAAAUAUUUUGGGUACCUGCCAUGAGUCAAGAAAGUGUCGGGCUUGCCUUUCGAGAGAUCGCAGUCCGCCUACAGAUACCAGGAAUAAGUGAUGAAAACGCAAACCUCAAAAAGCUCGUGAGGGAAGCGCUAAGCUCAAAGACUUCUAACGAUUGGCUGAUGAUCGUUGACAACGCCGACGACCCACGGAUAUUGCUGGAAUUCGAUACUGAAGACCCCAGAUCAAUCCCACUGAUCGACUACAUCCCACGUGGCAACAAAGGAGCGAUCCUUUUUACAACCCGUAGUAGGGAAGCGGCCGCAGAACUAUCACAGACUUGCGUACUUUCGCUAGACGACAUGGGUGAAGCUGAGGCCCGACAGCUGCUCAUGAACCGAACAAUAAACAAGUCGCUCCUAGAUAAUCGGGCCGCUGUCAAAAACUUGUUGCAGUCACUCACAUUCCUUCCACUUGCCAUUGUACAGGCAGCCGCUUUCAUGAACCAGAACGACAUAUCAGUCUCCAAAUACGUAUCUUUAAUGCAGCAUACUAGCACGGAAGCUGAGCUCUUCAGCGAGCGUUUCGAAGAUCCAAGUCGAUACCAACGCACUGAUAUUACGGUUGCAAAGACUUGGCAAAUCUCCUUCGAGCACAUCCAGAAACAAGACCCACUCGCAGCAGAUUACCUUUCAUUCAUAGCCUGCAUCGACCGCACUGGUAUUCCUCAAACGCUAUUACCGCCAGGGGGGUCCAAAGUGCAACAUACGAAAGCGCUCGGAACGUUGAAGGGAUAUGCAUUUCUUACUGAGCGCCAGCAAACUGUCACGGGAUCUGAUGAAGAGAGGCACACAGUCAGCGAGAAGCUUGGGUGGGCAUAG